AUGGAUGUCUCCUCUACUUCUGCAUCUCCUCCUUUGGUUUGUAGACUCAAGAAGUCUUUAUGUGGCCUCAGGCAGGCAUCUAGGCAAUGGUUUUCUAAAUUGUCUGAAGCUCUGCAUUCCGGAGGCUACAUUUCUAGUCUCAAUGACUAUUCCUUCUUCACUAAGUCUUCUUCUGAUUCUCUAGUGGUAUUGGCUGUUUAUGUUGAUGACAUAUUGUUAGCUGGUGAUGACCUUUCUGAACUUGACUCUUUAAAACAAUUCUUGGAUUCUCAAUUUAAAAUCAAGGAUCUAGGUUUGGUGCACUACUUCCUAGGUUUGGAGAUUUCUCAGCAUCCCCAAGGUUACUUAAUGAAUCAACAAAAAUACACCACUGAUCUUCUUCAGAAAUUCAAUUGUCAUCAUUUCUUCCCUAUUUGCACUCCUUUGGAUUCUUCUCUUACGCUUACUGUGGACAUGGGUGCCCCUGUUUCUGAUCCUAGUGUAUACAGAAGAUUAAUUGGGAAAUUGAAUUUCCUCCAACAUACAAGACCUGAUAUUUCAUUCUCUGUUCAACACCUCAGCCAGUUCCUUCAGAAGCCCCAGGUUCCCCAUAUGAUGGCAGCUAUCCAUGUCCUGAGAUAUCUUCUGAAUGAUCCUGCUCAAGGUAUACUGCUCUCUAGUUUUGAUGACUUCUCUCUUGUGGGGUUUUCUGACUCUGAUUGGGGAUCUUGUGCAAUCUCUCGCACGUCUGUUAGUGGGUUUUACAUAUCUCUUGGUGGCAGCCCUGUUUCCUGGAAGAGUAAGAAACAGCCUACCAUAUCCUUGUCUUCAACCGAGGCUGAAUAUAGAGCAUUGAGGAAGCUGGCAACAGAGGUUUCUUGGUUGGUCAGACUUUUGGGUGACCUUGGUUUGGUCAUUUCAUAUCCUGUUCCUGUUUAUUGUGACAGUCAAGCUGCCCUCCACAUUGCCAAGAACCCUGUUUUUCAUGAGCGCACCAAACACAUCGAGAUUGAUUGCCAUUAUGUAAGGGAGUGCAUCACAGCUGGUCUUCUCACUUUGCACUUUGUAUCUUCUUCAGGACAACUGGCAGAUAUUAUGACUAAAGCAUUGCCCAGCCAGCUGCAUUAUGGUAUUCUUGGCAAGCUUGGUGUUUCAUCACCCUCAAGCUUGAGGGGGGUGUUAGAGCCCAGUCUACUACACACACAGCUGUCCCAAUACUGUGACCCGGCCCACAGUGCCUUUGACUCUGUAUAUACCUCCAGUGAGGAGCUUGAAUCUGUUUGUGGAAACAAUGGAGGAUAUGUUGAGGGAAUCGAGUGUUUAUACAGGGAGGAUGUACCCUAG
Messenger RNA from Nicotiana attenuata, 1323 nucleotides. RefSeq lists its product as uncharacterized. Lineage: Eukaryota; Viridiplantae; Streptophyta; Magnoliopsida; Solanales; Solanaceae. The record is from RefSeq and is a predicted model, not a curated record. The transcript has 2 exons. The coding region runs from base 1 to 1323 and encodes 440 amino acids.